Messenger RNA from Macaca mulatta (Rhesus monkey), 5980 nucleotides. RefSeq names its product charged multivesicular body protein 7 (gene CHMP7). The record is from RefSeq and is a predicted model, not a curated record. Lineage: Eukaryota; Metazoa; Chordata; Mammalia; Primates; Cercopithecidae. Gene Ontology annotation, cellular component: multivesicular body; cytoplasmic side of plasma membrane; ESCRT III complex. Gene Ontology annotation, biological process: late endosome to vacuole transport via multivesicular body sorting pathway; vesicle budding from membrane.
CUGGGCUGCCUCCUCUGAGGGUUAUGGAGCAAGCCGGCAGGUCAACAAACUUGCUUGCCUGACUUUGAGCCUACUGGUCCUUUCUCUCCGCCGACCUUACAAUAGCUGUACCACUUUGCAUUUCCACCAGCAAUGAAUGAGAGUUCCUGUUGCUCUGCAUCCUCAUCAGCAUUUGGUGUGGUCAGUAUUUUGGAUUUUCACCAUUCUAAUAGAGAUUCACGGAUCCAUCCGGGUGGUCCGGGCACCACUGGCGCCCCUCUGCGGCGAUUCCCCCGUUCCAUUUUCUGAAGCCACAGGUCAGAAGCCGCUGUAGAACGCUUUGCCAAACUCCAGAAGGGAACGUAAGCUGCAGCUACCUGCCGCGCAGGCGCAAGCCUUUCUUUCCGCACAAAGACCGUGGGAGGAGGGGUCGGCGCAAGCGCUCGGUGUCUCUCUGAAAAGAACUUCAUCAUCCUGCCGCCCGGUUACGGAGCGCAGCGCAACGCAUGCGCCUUGAAGACUUACGGAACUUAUUUCAUGCUCGGGGCGGCGGUGACGUGUGAACGAGAAGGAGGUGGUCAAGGAACGGAAGCCGGGAGGGAACUAGGGCGGAAGGGGACCAGGGCCGGGCUUGUGUUCGGUGCCUUGCCGGGGCUGGGGGGUUCCGAUGUGGUCCCCGGAGCGGGAGGCCGAGGCUCCGGCCGGGGGAGACCCGGCGGGCCUACUGCCCCCCGAGUGGGAGGAGGACGAGGAGCGCAUGUCCUUCCUGUUCUCCGCUUUCAAGAGGAGUCGCGAGGUGAACAGCACCGACUGGGACAGCAAGAUGGGCUUCUGGGCGCCGUUGGUGCUGAGCCACAGCCGCCGCCAGGGGGUGGUGCGCCUGCGUCUGCGGGACUUGCAGGAGGCCUUUCAACGCAAGGGGAGCGUCCCGCUGGGGCUGGCCACGGUGCUGCAGGACCUGCUGCGUCGAGGGGAGCUGCAGCGGGAGUCAGACUUCAUGGCCAGUGUAGACAGCAGCUGGAUCUCCUGGGGGGUCGGGGUCUUCCUGCUGAAGCCUCUCAAGUGGACUCUUUCUAACAUGCUGGGAGAUAAUAAGGUUCCAGCCGAGGAGGUCCUUGUCGCUGUGGAGCUGUUGAAGGAAAAGGCUGAGGAGGUGUAUCGUCUGUAUCAGAACUCGCCCCUCUCCUCCCACCCCGUGGUGGCCCUGUCAGAGCUCAGCACCCUCUGCGCUAACUCCUGCCCAGAUGAGAGGACCUUCUACUUGGUGUUGCUGCAGCUGCAGAAGGAGAAGAGGGUCACAGUCCUCGAGCAGAACGGGGAGAAGAUUGUGAAGUUUGCCCGAGGGCCACAUGCCAAGGUCUCUCCAGUCAAUGACGUAGACGUUGGGGUGUACCAGCUGAUGCAGAGUGAACAGCUUCUCUCGCGCAAAGUGGAGUCCUUAUCCCAGGAAGCAGAGAGGUGUAAAGAAGAAGCCCGCCGGGCAUGCCGAGCAGGAAAGAAGCAGCUGGCACUGAGGUCUCUCAAGGCCAAGCAACGGACAGAGAAGCGCAUCGAGGCCUUGCAUGCCAAGCUGGACACUGUUCAAGGCAUCCUGGACCGGAUCUAUGCCUCCCAGACAGAUCAAAUGGUUUUUAAUGCCUACCAGGCUGGGGUGGGAGCACUCAAACUCUCCAUGAAGGAUGUCACAGUGGAGAAGGCAGAGAGCCUUGUGGAUCAGAUCCAAGAGCUCUGUGACACCCAGGAUGAAGUUUCUCAGACUCUGGCUGGUGGGGUAACCAAUGGCUUAGAUUUUGACAGUGAAGAACUGGAGAAGGAAUUGGACAUCCUCCUUCAGGAUACCACCAAAGAACCUUUGGAUCUGCCUGACAACCCCCGCAAUAGGCAUUUUACCAACAGUGUGCCUAACCCUAGGAUCUCAGAUGCUGAACUUGAAGCUGAACUUGAGAAACUGUCCUUAUCAGAGGGAGGUUUGGUCCCAAGCAGUAAAUCUCCGAAAAGGCAAUUGGAACCGACUCUAAAGCCAUUGUAGGACCCUCAAGUGAAGGACCCUCAUGUAAAAGAGAGACCAGGCUUGCUGGGUGUGUACAUAGUUAUUUAAACAAGAAACUCUCAGAAUGUGUUUGGAAGAGGAGGAGGGAGAACUACUGAUUUAUCUGGAUGCUACUACUUACUACAGGACAGAUAGAAUUUCUGGAAGCGAUGCUCCAAAGGCUUGCUCCCAGCUGUAUUAUGGACCUGCCUUCUCAUCUUUAUAGUGCCACAAUUUAUACAGUCCUGUGUCUGACCUGUCAUUUCAUAGCCUGCAGUUCUUGCCAUUGGCACACUUAGUUUGUCUUCACCCACCAGCUUCGUUCCAGCCUAUGAAGGGGAAAGAUUUGCAGUUUUGCCAAAUCUGAAUCAGUUCCCACUUCCCCCUGUGGUUUUUUAGAGGGGUUUAUCCUCUCGCUAAUGUCAGUUAAAUAACUUACUCUGCCCCACUUGAUUUCACUGGUAAGAGAAGAAUGAGAAUGAAACACUUCAAGGUUUUAUUUGAGGGGACUUAGCUGCCAUUUUAUGGAGAAACAUGUAGUGUAAAAGGUUUUUCUCUAGGGUCAUUUGUCAGAAUUCUCCAGGUGUUCAGAGAAAGAGGUCGCCCCAAGUGGCCCAGAGUCGUGACAGUCCGAAGGGGCUGGUGUGGCCGGUGGGCACUGCCUCUUCAUCCGAUGCAGCAGGAGGUCCGCUGGUGGGGGAAAGCUUCUUCCGAGGCCUCUGCACUCGCCUGGGAAGAGGCCCAGUCACUACAGGACCCCGAGAUGUCCAGACCCCUUAUACUUUUCUAAAGAGGUGAAACUGUGGCCUUGGCCCCAUCAUGGGAUAACUUAAAAAUACAUACCUAUCUUCCAGAACAAGCCACACAACAACACACCUCCCCUCCUUGAGCCUGGCGCACAGCACCGGGCUCUGUGAAUUUGGAAGGCGUUUCACUUUGUGGCCUACUGCUCGGGGCAGGGGAGCUGAGCCAGGAUGUGCAAUAGAAGCAGGGGCUGUGCCUUCUGCCAGAUCUGCCGGGAGCUACCUGGGCCACCCGUGCACCUGUCCUGCUUCCUGCAGUCCCCGCUCCCUGCCUCCUCUGAGGGACGGGGCAGGGCGGGGUAGGGGGAUAGACAGGAAGGGGUCUGAAUGCUCUGGCAACGGUGAGAAGAAACGAUAGCCACAAUGCCACUCCGCUGCCCAGCCGCCAGGAUCUCUGCCUGGAGCCCUUUGCCCUGUCCCUGCUGCCUGAGGUGGCGUAGAGCAGAGGAGGAGAAUUUGCUCCAGGCCAGGAGCACAAAUCAUUGUUCAAUGAAUUUCUCUCCAACUCGACCUUGGUAAACGGAAAUGUUGGGGGUGAAGAGAAACAAUCACUAUUUUUUUUCUUUUUUAUCUGGUAAAUAAUUAAAAGAAACACCGGAACACUUGUCCCGUCUCUUCUUUAGGUUGUAUCAAUGUCUUGUUCCUUCGUGCCUCCCCACGCUUCCAGCUUCUGCACACUUUGGUUCUUUCUCUGAAGUCCAGAGGAGAAUGUGGAGCGCCUGAUCAUGUGAGCUUUGAGCUGCAGCAGCUGCUGCUCCAUCCAAGUGGCCGCGCACAGUGAGCUCUCCUGGGGAGAACUCACUCUUUGAAUGGCCUCCCUGGUUUUAGCAGUGUGCUCUUGCUACAGUUUUCCGUUGCCUGGGCUCUAUGAGUGGCCUAAUUUCUUCUGCUCAUGUGAUUGUAUCAUAUUUUAGUCUGGCACUGGUAUUUCUCAGCCCCUCCUCCAGGGAUGGUGUUUGCCACGCCCUGUGAGGGAGAUGGGCUUUGAGGCUGAGGGCAGCAUUAGGAACAGGCGAAACAAUUGGCUGCAGCACUCGGUCUGCAGCUCCAGGUAAGUCAGAGGUGAACUGGCCAGGAAAAGGUGGUGAGAGCAGCGGCUCAGAAAGCCCUGGGAGAAUCUAAAGGACCUGGUGAGAAGGGCGAGAGGGACUGGAGUUCACAGGCCCAGCCAAAGAGAGGGCAGAACCGCUGUUCCAUUCCUUCUGCUGGAAGGAAGUGGCCUGGACCUGGUGAGCCUUGUUAGUCUGGUUUAAGGUUGCUUUUUCUUUCGCUAUCCUGAGCCACUGAAGAAUCCUGUUAAAUGAUCCAGUCUUAUUCUUUGCUGUGCUACAGGAAAUUAAAAGGAGCUAUUGAGUCUGCUGGGAGCAGAGAACAAGAAGGGGUCAUCUACAGGACCCUGGUGGCGGCGGCUGCAGCUGCCAGCAUGGGAUUCCCACAGCUGGGCAAUCAGGGCUGAGUGGCCUCAGGAGUCAGCACCGCGGAGGGAUUCACUCCUCUUGAGAGUUUUCUCUCUCUUUUUUUUCUUUUUUUUUGAGACAGGAUCUUGCUCUGUCACCCAGGCUGGAGUGCAGUGUGAGAUCGUGGCUCACUGUAGCCUCGACCUAGGAUCAAGCAAUCCUCCCACCUCAGCCUCCCGAGGAGCUGGGCCUACAGGAGUCAGAGCCUGACAAAGUGAAGAGAUGAUGCCGUGCCUGGGAGGGUGGCUGGAGAGUCCCCCAUCACUGCUAGUAUGGGAACGGUGAUGGUUUGCAGAGAGGAGGUGUGGAUAGAAGGGUAAGUGGGUAUUUGGAGGUGAGGGGAAGGGUGCUACCUGGGAAUCUCUUGGGCCUGCCUCAAAAGGUUGUGUAACUAGAGUCCUGGGACCGGGGUGGGCUCUGCAGUCAGACGUUGUGAAAGAGACGAAAGGGUUACACUGCAGUUCUCACUGCCUGCCUGAAGUGACAGCCCAGGGCUGAGCAGACCUCCGGGAGGUGGUCAUGAGGAUCUGGCUCAAUCUGCCGAAAAUAUAAUCUAGGCCAUCAGAAAAGAGGAGGGAAGAGCUGGAGCUGUGAAGAAAGAUGAGAUCAUUGAGAGCACUGACUCCCAAAGAAUCAAAACGAAGCCCUGCUCUGAGGCUUGUGGGUGAGCCUGGUGACCCUCCUUUCUUCUGAAGUGUCUUCAUGUCUUCUCAUUUUUACGUAGUUGUGGCUACUCUUUGGGGAAAGUGUGGCUUCUUUUCUCUUUCUGCACAGAAGCAAUACAAGGUUAUAGACCCUGGAAUAUGGCCAGAAGGAGCCACAAGAAGGGUAGGGGAAAUGUCUGUUUUACAGAAGAGGACCCUGAAUCUUAGACAGCUUGCUGAAGCCACAGAGCUCACAGGGGAAUUUAGUUUAUUGACUUCCAGCUUGGAAUUCUUUGUUACACAAGUGUUGAUCAGAAAAUAAUGCCCCAAAUGUGGCAUUUGACGAGCUGAACUAAAGCAGCAGCCUCAAGCUCUCUCUCUUGACUUUCCCCCACCAUGGUGUCUUUCUGACCCUUUUCUUUCUUUCUUUUUUUUCUUUUUUUUUCUUUUUUUCUUUUUUUUGACACUCUUCUAAAGCACCAGGAGCAUGCUCUCUCUCUGACCCUUUUUCUUUCCUUUUUUUUGGACCCUUUCUUUUUCUAAAGCACCAGGAGGAGCUCUUUCUCUGGAAGUUCCGUUACCUGAUUGAGAAAACUUCUUCUAAAAUAAAUGCAGUUGUCUUAAAGCCCCCUCCCUAUGAAUCUCAUUAAAUAACCAGGAAUGAUUAAUCACCCAAGAAAAGACUAAAAAAGAAGCUACAGCCAGGAUACCAUACCAGACAGACUUUUCAUCUUUUCUUCUGAGGGCAGUUUCAAGAGAGAACCUGGGAGACUGUAUCCGCAUAGUAAGACAACCUUGGUUCACAGUGCAGUACUACCCCUCACCUUUCAUGACUUGUCCACAAGCUAUUGUUUGUCCUUCAGUCCCAUUCAGCGUCCAAAGAGAACCAUUUACAAACCACUGUCAGGUCUUUGGGUCCAUUCAUUUAAAGCCCCCCUACUUCCCUUUCCCCAGUGAAGAGAGUACUUAAGUGCCAACCAUUGGGCCUUUCUGUGUAUGUUCAUAUUUUUUAUAUGGCUCCCCUGCUUCAUGCAUGUUAAUAAAUGUGUUAUGUUUUUCUCCUGUUAA